AUGGAGAUGCCUGCUGAAGUUCCCCCAACGGCCGUGUCGACGAAUGCUGUCAGUCAGCCAAUCACACGACCAGGUCCGCUUCCACUGCAGAUUCCGGCAUCGCGACGAUCGAGCUACUCAUUUGAGGAGACAACGUAUGUCGAAGAGGCGUCAUUCUUUCGUAAGUCGGAACUCCACAUGAAGCGCAUCACCCAGAGAAUGUCCCGAAGAUCCGUUGACUCUGCAUGGAGCCCUGCUGACAGUCGACCUCAUGGUCUCAAUGAUAUGGAAAGGUAUAGCGAAGAGCGAGUCUCGAAGACAGCCCCGAAUGCACGAACUGGAGAAAGCCCUGAGCCGCGGCUGCCCAAGAGCACCACGCUGUCGGUUGUGGUCGAUCUCAAGCUCGACGUGCCUGGCCAUUUGGAACCGUUUCCAGCAUUUGAUUCAUUGCCAGUCAUCGAAGCACCUGAGACUCUGCCACCGCUUACAUUUGAUGCGAUCUUGGCCGAGCAGGCGUCAUUGCUAGGCGCACUCCAGCCAGAGCAGACACCGUUGUUGCCCGGCACUGCUGCUGCCAAAGGCGCAACGCUGCAAGUGCCGGAGAUGCCCCGUCUUUCCAGCCCGCCUCCUGCCAAGCAUUACACCGCACUCCUAGGGCCUCUACAGCCAACUCAGCUCGCACCUGUGCCAACGGUGCUGCGUCCAAAGGUGCCGCGUGUCGACAUCCACUAUGCUUCCACGGUCGCCAUCAACAUGUCGAAUGAGUUGCAUUUUGAGCACACCUCUACGGAGCGCAGCACGUCCUUCCUGACGCGCGCUCGGCCUCAGCGGCCGCAGUCUGAGUUAUUGCCCAGUGGUAUCACUCUUGGUCCACUUCCCGACUUUGCAGCCGAGCUCAACCAACUAGCGGACCAAGUCAUGGGCAAGCCAUCGACCAACAGCGCCAGCACAACUCAGGUUGAAGGUCCCAGCCCUCCGCCGAAGGCUGGCAUUCAGCGAAAGCCACUGCGGAAUCGCGAGCAUGCCCCUCCGCCCAUCCGCACGCUCAAGACACCCAUCAUCCCUUCGGGGAGUACGUCGUUCCUGCUCCCGGGCACGCCGACCUCACCGACCUCCCCACUGGCCAGGCCUUUCUCCCCAGAGAAGUUUCCCUUACUGGCUGAGGCGGCCAAGACCCUUGCGCUCAAGCAGCCCCUUCCGUUAGGCGAGAACACCUUGGCAGACAAGCCAAUGCUUGACCGCCCGCGACCGCGGUACUCAUCUGAUGAUUCGCCCAAGCCCUUAAUCGAGCGAUCUCGGCCCGUCGAAUGUCGUGGUCGAGACGGUUGGCUGCACAGGCGGCAGGACCCGGCGAAGCAGUGGUUCGAGGAGACCAAGGCGGAGAGGUUGGCGAGGCGGAGGAGGGAAGUUGCGGAAUGGACUGCUGGGGGCGAGGAGGAGCAGUGA
This is a messenger RNA of Cyphellophora attinorum, 1425 nucleotides long. RefSeq lists its product as uncharacterized. The record is from RefSeq and is a predicted model, not a curated record. The transcript is spliced from 3 exons. Bases 1 to 1425 code for a protein of 474 amino acids. NCBI's taxonomy places the organism in Eukaryota, Fungi, Ascomycota, Eurotiomycetes, Chaetothyriales, Cyphellophoraceae.